AUAAAGACUAAGUAGUUUGAAAAUGGAAAACCAAGAAACAGCGGAUCCUUCUCAAAAUACCAAACAGUCUAUUAUUUCAGAGGAGGAACCAUUGCAAUGGAUAAAUUUUAAAUCCUUCGCCUUGGAACUCUGACCUUGACAUCUUCCUGCAGUUGUUUACGAUUUAAAAAUCUUUCCAUGUUGUCUGUGAAUAGAUCUGCUGAUAAAUAUUAGGUUGCUGCUGGCCAGAAGUGAAAGAUAGGAUAGUGAGAAAAAAGCUACUGCUUUAUGUCCGCAGUGACUCUCUUCUGUCAGUUCAGUAUAGUGCCGUAGUUAAUUUCAGAAGGAAAAUGGGUCAAGCUUGAAAAAACAACGUACAUGGAUCCUACUGGGAAAAUAAGAACUUGGGAAACUGUGAAACGUACAACCAGGAAAGGACAGUCGGCUGAUGGCGUGGCGGUCAUCCCAGUGCUGCAGCGGACUCUUCAUUACGAGUGCAUCGUUCUGGUGAAGCAGUUCCGGCCACCGAUGGGAGGCUACUGCCUAGAAUUCCCUGCAGGUCUCAUCGAUGAUAAUGAGAGCCCAGAAGCAGCGGCUCUUCGGGAGCUUGAGGAAGAAACUGGCUACAAAGGUGAUGUUGCAGAGUGUUCUCCAGCUGUAUGUAUGGAUCCAGGUCUGACAAACUGUACCACACACAUCGUGACGGUGACUAUUAAUGGGGAUGAUGCUGAAAACGUGAGGCCUAAGCCGAAGCCAGGAGAUGGAGAAUUUGUCGAAGUAAUUUCCUUACCAAAGAAUGACCUGCUGAAGAGACUUGAUGCUCUGGUAGCUGAAGAACAUCUGACCGUGGACGCCAGGGUCUAUUCCUACGCUCUGGCACUGAAACAUGCAAACACGAAGCCGUUUGAAGUGCCUUUCCUGAAGUUUUAAGGCCAAAGGACAGUAGCCAUGUUUUUAUAAAUAAAACCACCAGGCCUCCUUCACUAAGACUUUGUAUUCAGCUUAGCUUACUGUAGACUUGAAAUUAGCUUUUUUCAUUAAAUAAAAGCAACACAGAAUACAUGUGGUGAUACGGAAUUGUAA
Molecule: messenger RNA, 1062 nt
Organism: Callorhinus ursinus (northern fur seal)
Lineage: Eukaryota; Metazoa; Chordata; Mammalia; Carnivora; Otariidae
Source: RefSeq, a predicted model, not a curated record